CACACACCCUUGAAAAAAACACUCAAACGUACAGUAUAAAUACAGUCUUGGCUCCUGGACCCCAGUCAGUCACUGUGCAGGACGCCACCAAGACAAGACAAGAUGGAAAUCAUAGGUUUACUGCUCCUUGUGGUGGUUGCUCAGUCAUUUGCUAUGCCUCUGUCAUCGCCGGAGGAGACUGAUAAUUGGCUAUUAGCCGAGGUAAGCAAAUUAAAGCUGUAGGUCUGAUGUCCUUCUGUUUAUCAAUGUCUGUUUGGUUCACUGAAUAUUGAAUAUUGGUAUUAUUGAUUUUACAGUUAUCCUCAUACUCUAAAUAAGUAUGAAUGCAAUCAUUUAUAGUAUAAACAAAUAUAUCAUUGUUUUAUUUAAAUAAAAUUGUUAGUUGCAGACAAAAUGCCAGAAGAUGUUGAAAUACUAUAACCCCUCAAGUUGAACACAUUCAUUUGUGAAUUUGCUCCUUAAAUUACCACUUUUUUUAUUACAUAAAUUCCAUGUACUAUGAUAAACAGCUACAUAUCAUGAAGGUGUUAACUUAUGUUAUUACUUUCCUCUUCAGAAAUACCUCCGCAGAUUCUACAACCUUCGAGCUGGACUUCAGGGAACAAAGACCCACAGGUCUUCAGACGCCAUGCAGGCUAAGAUCAGGGAGAUGCAGUCCUUCUUCAACCUCCAGGUGACGGGGAGCCUGGACGCUAACACCCUGGAGCUGAUGAGCAUGGCCAGGUGUGGUGUCCCUGACGUGGGGGAAUACAAUCACUUCCCCCGACACCUAAAAUGGCAGAACACCAAAUUGACCUUCAGGUGAGGCUUCUCAAACAGUCAUAUAGUGUCUCAUAACCCUAAUUUGUUAAUUAUUUAUGGUAUUGGUGUAAUAAUGUUAAUUUAAUCCACAUACACCACAUGACCUUGGAUUCAAUGGACAUGAUCAGCUUUCAUUUAUUUGGAUAAAACUUGUCAAGUCUCUCUUGAAUUAAGAUAUGUUUCCUCUUCCUUGAAUGGUCCUUCAGAAUAGUGAAUUAUACUCCUGAUCUGAAUAAGGCUGAUGUGGAUAGAGCUAUCCGAAAUGCCUUCAACAUCUGGGCUGGCGUCACUCCUCUGACCUUCAAGAAACUGCAUGAGGGGAAGGCUGACAUCAUGAUAGCAUUUGGUACAAAAGGUAGACCCAUUUCUCUAUUCUGGAGAAUAUCUUGAUUAAUUUGAUCAUCUUACUGUAGUUUUGUUUAAGAUUCAGUUAUCAUUGUUUAGAUUUGUGCAAGACUCCAUCAUAGAAGAAAUUGACUGAAUGGUGGCUUGCUGGCAACACUUACUGAAACCAUCCUCAAACCUAAUUUUUUUCCCUGCCCCUUCCUUGUCUUUAGAACAUGGAGACUUCAACCCCUUUGACGGCCCUGACGGUCUCUUAGCCCAUGCCUAUCCCCCUGGCAGAGACAUUGGAGGAGACACACACUUUGAUGAAGAUGAACAUUGGUCAAAAGACUCAGAAGGUAAAUAUUUGGUACAUUUCCAAUAAAUUCAAAUCAAAUUUUAUUGGUCACAUACACAUAUUUAGGAGAUGUUAUUGCGGGUGUAGCGAAAUGCUUGUGUUCCUAGCUCCAACAGUGCAGUAGUAUCUAACAAUUCUCAACAAUACACAAAUCUAAAAGUAAAAUAAUGGAAUAAAGAAAUAUAUAAAUAUUAGGACGAGCAAUGUCGGGGUGGCAUUGACUAAAAUACAAUAGAAUAGAAUACAGUAUAUACAUAUGAGAUGAGUAAAGCAGUAUUUAUUUAUGUGGGUAUUUAUGCAUUUAUUUAUGUAUUUAUGUGGUGGAUCAGGGAAUAUGUAUGACAUUUAAUCACUGAUUAUUUACUAACAUAUUGCUUCCUCUGUAGCCUACAACCUAUUCCUGGUGGCCACCCAUGAGUUUGGCCAUGCACUUGGCUUGUCCCAUUCUACUGAUCCUGGGGCUCUGAUGUACCCAGUCUACUCCUAUGGCCAGGGUUACCCACUGUCUGAAGAUGAUAUCGCUGGCAUUCAAGCUCUAUAUGGUCAGUGUUCCACUUAUUAACCCAAACAGAAGUAGAGACCGAAAAUGAAAUAAUUCAUUUAAUUCCACCCACUGGUGUCAUACUGUAAAAUGUUCAUUAUGUGGUUCAAUCUUAUAGGCCCGAACCCCAGUCACAGGAAAGUGAAGCCCAAGCCAGAUGCCCCAAACAAAUGUGACCCCAUGUUGAGUUUUGAUGCUGUUACUGAGCUCAGAGGAGAAACAAUCAUCUUCAAAGACAGGUAGGGAGUAUGUCCAUUCGUGAAAAAAAACAUUUCUGCACAAAAUAUAAGCUUACAAUAGACAAAAUGAAUGUGUGUUGAUGUAUUCAAUUUGAUGGCAGGUUCUACUGGCGUCUCCAUCCCCAGUUUGCAGAGCCUGAGCAAACCCUGAUCAAAUCCACCUGGCCCUCCCUCCCCAACAAAGUGGAUGCUGCCUAUGAGUACCCUGAGAAAGACAUGGUCUUCAUAUUCAGUGGUGAGUUUAAUGCUGGCAACACUGUUCUGACAUAGUCCUCUGUCGUUCUGAUUAUGCAAUUACAGUUCUGCUUUGCUCAUUUACAUAAUGUAGAUAUCUAAUAAAGUUGAUGUCGGUGCAAGUGGCAUAGGUUAAUUUAGUUGACUAAUUUUCAUAUUUUUCCAGGUAUCAGAAUGUGGGCCCUGAAUGGCUAUAACCUGGUGGAGGGCUACCCCAAAUACAUCCAUAAACUGGGACUCCCCAAGACCGUGAGGACGGUGGAUGCUGCUGUGUACAUCCCAGACACCGGCAAGACCCUUCUGUUCUCUGAGGAGCAUUACUGGAGGUAGGACGGUAUGGUCUAGUCUGGACUGGUCUGGUCUGGACUGGUCUGGCUUGGUCUAGUCUGGCUUGGUCUAGUCUGGUCUGGACUGGUCUGGCUUGGUCUGGACUGGUCUGGUCUGGCUUGGUCUGGACUGGUCUGGUCUUGUCUGGUCUGGUCUGGUCUGGCCUGGUCUGGUUGAGAGAUCUCAUCUGCAAACAUAACUGUGUUCAUUAUAGGUUAUAGUCUUGGUUGUGUCUUAUUGACAGUUAUGAUGAGAAGACUAACACAAUGGACAGCGGCUUCCCAAGAUCCAUUGAGAUGGAUUUCCCUGGAAUGGCAGAGGAGGUGGAUGCUGCCGUAUAUCAAUAUGGUAUAUCAAAAUCACUAAUUUUAAUAUUAUUUGUAUUAUGUAGUUUCCGUUGCGUUUGCUUUGAAAAUAUAAUAAAUAGCUCUCUCUAACAAAUUCACCCGUUCUUUCUCCUUGCAGGAUAUUUGCAUUUCUUCCAUGAACAUACACAAUUUGAAUACAGCUACAGUGCAAGGAAGGUCAUUCAGAUUGUUCGGACAAACUCUUUUCUCAACUGCUGAUCCACUGGUGGAGAACUACUGUUAUUUUAUGGGAAACGUAGCCCAUAGGUCAUUUGUGCUGGACACCUGCUUGUCAUUGUUAUUUGUAAAUCAUCUUAAAGGAUGCUGGAAAAUGUUAUGUAAAAUGCAUGUCUGAAGGCUGAAGUAGGUAGAAUAUUUAUAGGGAAUGGGAAAAUGGUUGGCUUAUGCAUCGAACUAAUGCAGAUAUACAGGGUCUUGCUUCAUGGUAGCAUAAUAUUCACAUUACUUGUUGUAAUAUUGAAGGGUGGGAUAGGAACCACCCUGAUAAACUGUAGAAUACUGUAAUUGCAUCUCUCUCUGGAUAUAAAUGUUACUUGGGGAAGUUACAGUAAUAUUGAUUCUAGCAAAUUAAACUGGAUUGUUGUGUUGCAGAUCCACCAAUAGGUGGCAGUCAAGGAAACAAAAUCUAGAGUAGGAGCUAAUGCAUUUUAUGGACUGUGAAUGUUUUUACUACUAAUUUUAAUGACACAUUUUCAUGAAUAAAAUAAUGAGUGCAA
Molecule: messenger RNA, 3908 nt
Organism: Coregonus sp. 'balchen'
Lineage: Eukaryota; Metazoa; Chordata; Actinopteri; Salmoniformes; Salmonidae
Source: the annotation of a GenBank genome assembly